AUGGAUUCUAUUAAUUCUUUUGAUAUUCGUCUAGAAAAGGAUGUUUAUUAUCCAGGAGAACCCUUAAAUGGGGUUGUUAUUAUUGACUUAAUGGAACCAAUUAAAUUAAGAGGAAUUCGUGUUUUUCUUCGAGGGAGGGCUAGAGUUCAAUGGAAAGUUUUAAAAUCUGGGGAAUCAAAAACUUUAAAAGACGACCAAUAUUUACUUGAUGAUAAAGCUUUACUUUGGGGAAGAGAAAGGCAACAACAGCAGCAACAAACUUUUGAUGAAUUAGAUGAAACUACAAGUAUAGAAAGUGAUUUAAUUCAACAACAACAAACACAGAUAUUACCUAAAGGACUACAUGAAUUAGCUUUUAAUUUUAAUCUUCCUCCAACACAAUUACCUUGUUCUUUAGAAACUAAAGCAGGAACAAUUCGUUAUUAUGUUAAAGUGCUUGUUGAUAUGCCUUAUGCAAGUUCUCCACAAGGAAUUAAAUAUUUUACAUUAAUUGGGCCUCAUAUAGACUGUUUGGAAGAAAAAUAUUUGUCUCCAUUAACUGGGCAAGAUCAUAAAAUUCGUUGCCAGCCUUGUUGUCGUCGAGGGGUUGUUGCUUUAAGAGUAAUUCUCGAAAGGAGUGCUUAUUGUUGUGGAGAACAAAUUAAAUUAAAUUUACAUUUAGAAAAUAGGCAAGAAUGCCCGACACAAAUUUGUGUUAAAUUAAUUCAAAAUUUGGAAUAUAGAAUAGAUAAAGGUGGAGGGUUACCUUGUGAAAUAAAAACUAUUCAAUCAACAGCUUUAGAAUGGAAAUCACAAUUUGUAUUAAAACAUUCCCAAUUAAAUAUUGACCCAAAUAAUUUUGAUCCCUUACUUCAAUUGCCAACACUUCCCCCAACUAUGAUUGGAUUUUGUCGUUUAAUUCAACUUUAUUAUAUUUUAAAAAUAAAUGUAAAUCAAUGUCCGUAUAUUAAAAAUCACAAAUUAAAUAAAGAAUCUUCAACAUCUAACAAUAAUAAUAUUUCUCCUCCUCCUUCUUCAUCUACUCCUUCUUCAAUUUCUUCUUCAGAAUCUUGUCUAGAAAUGGAUUUUCCUUUAACAAUUGCAACUGUUCCUUUUAGAGAAAUUCAUUCACAAUUUUAUAGUGUUGUUUAUGAUUUUUGUGGCGGACAUGUAGAAACAGGAAAAUAUAUUUCUCCAGAAUUUCGUCUCGGCCAAGUUUGGGAUGGUCGAAUACAGGAAAAUGAAAAUAAUAAUAAUUUAAAUAUAGAGGAAAUUGUUUUGUAUAGGCCUGUUUAUGUUAAAAUAAUUGGAGAACAACAACAAACAGAAAAAGCUUUACCUAGUAAUAGCAGUGGUGGGGGUAUAUGUAGAAGACAAUCAACUAGAAUUGUUGGGGGUUCUAAUAAUGAAAAUAAUAUUUUAACAAAACAAAAGGAUGGGGUAAAUAUUUAA
Molecule: messenger RNA, 1431 nt
Organism: Meloidogyne enterolobii
Lineage: Eukaryota; Metazoa; Nematoda; Chromadorea; Rhabditida; Meloidogynidae
Source: the annotation of a GenBank genome assembly